CUGGACUCGGUUCAGUCUGUCGCAACGUUUUCUGCUUUUGUUUGUUUCAGAUCUGAGAUGAAAGGUUCUGCAGCACCAAACCCGAUCUGAGCCAGACCCAGUCCGACCGGAAGAAAAGCGCAUUCAUCCGCAGGGGACCAUCUGGACCCAGGAGGACUGGAGUCUGCCUCAGGUCUGCUUUUGGAUCACAAUCCGGAUCAUGGAUCUGGAUCUGGAUCGGUAGGACGUGGACCAGCCCAGUCUGUUGUGGAAACUAUUUCUGUGUUUUUGUCUUCAUGGAGCUACAAGUGUUUUUUUUUCCCGCCAGCUGAGGCCUUGAUCACCCCCUGAUCAUUAAUCAAUAUCCUGUAUUGAUCGCCUAUUGAUUGGUGUGCGGGAUGGGCGCGCUCGUGCUGCCGCUGCUGCUCGCGCUCUGGACCUGUGCGCCUCACGUUGACGCCAAGAACGCGUUCCCGAUGCGAAACUCCUACAGUCUGUACACCGGCGGGCACGCGCACGGGACCCGCGCCGCCAGCAGACACAGGAACUGGUGUGCAUUUGUUGUGACAAAAACGGUCAGCUGUGUAGUCGAAGAUGGUGUGGAGACGUACGUGAAGCCAGAUUACCAUCCCUGUGCCUGGGGCAGCGGACAGUGCAGCCGGGUGGUGGCCUAUCGCACAUACAUGAGGCCCCGCUACAAAGUGGCUUAUAAAAUGGUGACAGAGAUGGAGUGGAAGUGUUGCCAUGGUUACAGCGGAGAAGACUGCAACGAUGGUCCAAUUGGUGGGACCGGGACCCAUAUUUCUACCACCAGGCCUCAGCCCCGGCCGGGACAGGGAGGUACAGGGGGAGGAGCAACGAACUAUGGAGGAGGAGGAGGAGGGCGAGCUGACAGUGAGAGGGUGAGGCAGCUGGAGGAGAAGAUCCAGACCCUGACCAAGAACCUGCAGGACCUGCAGUCCACCAUAAUCAACAUAAACAAACCAGGCUUUGGUGGCAGUGGCGGUGCCUCAGGAGGAAGAAACCCGGCUGAUGCAGCUCAGCCAGAGAUUAAAGAGACCAUCCACAGCAUCCAGACCAAACUGGACCAGCUGGACAACCGCACACAGGCUCAUGAUAAAACCUUGGUGAGCAUCAACAACCACUUGGUGAACGGAAAAGGUAACGAACUGGACGGGGGUCUGACGGGAGGGGGACUGAACACUUUGAAGGAGGAGAUCCUGAGGGAGCUGGAGAGGAGAGUGUCACUGUCCUGUUCCUCUUGUCAGGCCGGUGUGGAGGAUCUGCGCAGACAGCAGCAGGAGGAUCAAGAAAGGAUCCGUGGUCUGGAAAAACAGCUGAGCGCUAUGGACGUCCGCUAUCGGCAGAGUCUGGACAGCCUGCGGAGGGAGGUGGUGCGGUCACAGGGCUGCUGCGACACCAUCAGGGACCUCCAAAACCGCAUCACAGACGCCGAACGCAAGAUCAGCUCAGCCUCGGAGAAUGUUGAUAAUCUACAAAACCGCCUGGACAAGGAGCUCAGUGGACAAGAAGGAGGCAACAACUACGGCGGGUCCACAGGAGGAGGUCAAGGAGGUUUUGGUGGAGGUCAAGGAGGUUUUGGUGGAGGAUUUGGAGGCGGUGGUAGGGAUCAACCUGUGACGGAGGAUAGACUGGACCGUCGAUUAAAGGACCUUGAGCGACGAGUCAACAACACUGUGCAGAGGACUGAAGAGAGCUGCUCGUACCUGGAGAACGACCUGAAGGACUACUUCCACAGAGAACUGGGGGACCUGAGAUCUGUGUUCCUGGACCGGUUCGAUGACCAGGCCUUCAGGAUCGCUGAUGUGGAGUUGGAUGUGGGGCUGGUGAAGGACAGGGUGAACAACCAAGACAAAAGGCUGUCAAAGGUUGAAAACACUACCUCCAUCCUGAGCCACAGGCUGGAUGAGUGUGGCUGUGGAGGAGGACGAACAGGAGGAGGAGGAGGAGGAGGCACAGGAACAGGAGGAGGAAGAAUAACAGGGACAGGAGGAGGAGGCAGAGGAGGAGCAGGAGGACGAGGAGACGGUGGGUUCGGCGGAGACGGAGGAGGACGGUGGGGAACGGGAGGAGGAGGAGGAGGAGGAAGUACAGGAGGAGGAGGAGGAUUACCUGGGACGGGAGGAGGAAGAGAUAACACAACACAAAAGUCUCUGGAGUGGAGAGUGGUCGCCAAUGAGGACCAGAUCCGACACUUUAACACUCAACUCAAAGAUCUGUCGGUGUCUGGAGACUCUCUGUACGACAAAGUCCUGGACCUGAGCCAUGAUGUCCGUAAGAUCAAGGAUCUGACCGGGGAUCACGGUGAAAACUUCAACCGCAUUGUGACUGAGGUGGAGAUGCUGGGGCACGACUGCGAGGUGUGCGGGCGAGUGGAGGACGAGCUGCGCAAGAUUAAGAACUUUUCCCAGGAUGCACUGGGCCGCAUGCAGAAUCACAUCAACCGAAUCCAGAAUAGACUGGACUCAGAGUCCCGACGGGACAGCUGCGACCAGAUCUGCUUCCAUCUGCAGGACCAGGUCCGGCUGCUCCGAGACGACGUCAGGAGGUGCGCCGGCCAAUGUAAGAUCAGCCCGGACACACCCACAGGUGGUGGAUCUGGUGGCAGUGGUGUGGGCGGUGGUACCAGCGGUGGGACCACCAGUGGAGGGAGGCCAGGGUUAGAUGCAGAGAAGCCCUUAGAUGGCCACAGUGUGAUCGGAGGAUCCAUCAACAACAACCAGCUGAAGACGCUGCAGGGUGAACUGUCAGAGGUCAUCUUGACCUUCAGCUCCAUCAACGACACUCUGAAGGGCCUUGAACACACGGUGCAGAAACAUGGAAGCGUCAUCACCGACCUGGGAAACACUAAGGAUAAGAUCAUCUCAGAGCUGGACAAAAUCCAGCAGGAGGUGACGGAGCACAUUGAAGAGAGCCGGGACCGUUUGGACGGGGUGGACCGAGAUGUUCGACGGUUUGAGAACACAAUGCUGGUGGAGAUGGGAGACUGUAAGAGGUCUGGGGAUGGACUGGAGAAGAGGCUGUCCAAGCUGGAGGGCGUCUGUGGUCGGCUGGACGGCGUCUCCGACUCCAUCCACAAGAUCAAAGAAGGACUAAACCGUCACGUGUCCACUCUGUGGUCAUGUGUCUCAGGUAUGAAUGACACGAUCAUUCGUCAUGGAGGAAUCCUCGACUUUAUUCAGAACAACCAGGAUGACGUCCACACCCGGAUGAAGAACCUGAACUCCAGUCUGAACCAUGUCCUGAAAGACCUGCAGAGCCUGUCAGAGCACGACCUGACCGGCUUACCUGGACCUCCUGGACCUCCAGGAGAGAGGGGCUUCAAUGGGCUGCCAGGUCCCAGGGGACCUCCAGGUUUACCAGGACGACAGGGAGACAGCGGGCCUCGAGGCCUACCAGGUCCCAAAGGUGAAACAGGUUUGCCUGGUAUUGAUGCUCAUGUACCCAAACUGUCCUUCUCUGCUGCCCUCACCGUUCCCAUGGAGAGAGCUGGAACCAUCAUCUUUGACAAGGUCUUCGUCAAUGAAGGAGACUUCUAUGACCCUAGAACAGGCAUUUUCACAGCCCCUGUCGAUGGGCGAUACUUCUUCAGCGCCAUCCUGACGGGCCAUAAGAACGAGAAGAUAGAGGCGGUUCUGUCCAAAUCCAACUAUGGCAUGGCCCGGGUGGACUCCGGGGGCUACCAACCAGAGGGUCUGGAAAACAACCCCGUGGCUGAGGCUAAAACUCCUCCCGGCUCACUGGCCGUCUUCAACAUCAUCCUGCCUCUGCAGAGCCGGGACACGGUCUGCAUCGACCUGGUGAUGGGGAAACUGGCCCACUCUGUGGAGCCGCUCACCAUCUUCAACGGGAUGCUGCUCUACGAAGACAUGUGAUGACUUCACAAGAAACGAAACGACGAGGCCACAGAUCCUGAAUGAACCACUUUAUGAAUCAUGACAAAGCCACAGGAAGCAGGGCCAUUAAAGAAUGAUCCAGAAGUAAUCCGGAAAUACUUCUGUCCUGAACAGACUUAUGCAAAUUAGUUCUACUGCUAAUGAAAUUCACGUCACGCCACGUAUGAAAGACAGAAGGAGUCAGUUUGUUGCUCGACUGUUGUCAUCCAGUCAGCUGAUCAGAUGUGGUGACAUAAUGUGACAAAACCCUUAACCUGACCGCUGACCUGCCUCUAGCGCUUCCACUGAUGCUUGAAACCUUUAAAGGACAUUAGCGGGGCUCCUGUUGUGAACUUUUACAAUAUUAACGUUUACAGACUGAGAGACUUAUCAGCAGAGAGAAGAGGCCACUAAAACCUGAAAGGGGCAGGACUUCGAUCAGGACAGUACCUGAUGGUGUGAACUGUAGAUGCGUUUCCUGUCUCUGGAUCAAAGGACUGGACAGACAGAUCGCGGUUAUUAAGCCCCGCCCCCCAGCAGGUCAGAAUAAAACACACUGUCAUUGCAACAUAUGACAGUGUAAUAUUAAAUAAAAACAAUGAAUGCUUUUUGCUCUGAAGCUUUAUCAAAGCAGAAUGUGUAUUCAGAGAGAUAUGACGUGUUUAAUUUCACAUUGUGAAUGUUUUAUAUAAGCUGCACCUUUAUUGUUUUAAUGGUGAUGUCAUGUCCUGUCUGUUGUUAAUCCAAUUGUCACAAACUUUCAUUUUAAUGGACAAAUGUUAAAGGACGAUGCUGACCAUUUUAUGUAGUUUCAGUAAAUAAAUCCCAUUAACAGAACAGGAAUAACACAAUAAUUUGGCUCAGUUACUCAAGUAAAACACCAGACUGAAAAUACUGCAUUUCAACUGGAAG
Messenger RNA from Sphaeramia orbicularis (orbiculate cardinalfish), 4787 nucleotides. RefSeq names its product elastin microfibril interfacer 1b (gene emilin1b). Gene Ontology annotation, molecular function: protein binding. The transcript has 14 exons. Lineage: Eukaryota; Metazoa; Chordata; Actinopteri; Kurtiformes; Apogonidae. The coding region runs from base 378 to 3875 and encodes 1165 amino acids. The record is from RefSeq and is a predicted model, not a curated record.